This is a messenger RNA of Klebsormidium nitens, 1347 nucleotides long. NCBI's taxonomy places the organism in Eukaryota, Viridiplantae, Streptophyta, Klebsormidiophyceae, Klebsormidiales, Klebsormidiaceae. The record is from the annotation of a GenBank genome assembly.
AUGGGUAAGAAGCGCUCUUUUGACUUUGCCUUCAAGUCCUCUAUCUAUAGCGACAGACUUCUGCACGUGCGCGCCGAAGGAGAACGUCCAGACAAAGUUGACGAAGAGAAGCCUUUAUCAGAAGACAGACAGCCAGCUGAGCCUGAAGAGGAAGGCACAAAAUCCGGCGAAGAACGAAGGAAUGAAUGUGAGGCAGACAUCGAAGCCUUCCAGCAGCUCAUCCGUUUCUUCUACACGGAAGAACUUCCAGGGAACGAUAGUGCCACUCUCAUCCGCCUCCUCAAAGUUGCGGACCGCUUCGAGAGCGCCCUCUGCAUGGAAAGCUGCGUCUCUGCUUUGCUCCAAGCGCCUCGAUCUCUAGAGACAGCUCUCCUGUACCUCUCCUUACCAGAAGCAGUCAAGUCUUCCCCAGCAGCAAAGCCCCUGGUGUCCUCCGUCUCGGACUUCGUAGGCUGGAGCUUCGAUCAGGUUCUCAGCGCAGACAACAUUGCAGAAAUGCCGUUCAGCAUGAUCAAACAUCUGCUCGAGUCUGCUCCGCUCGGAAGCGGAUGCGAAGAGAUUCUCUUCAAGUGUUUCUUAGAGUGGGCCCGUAGUGGGGGUGACGUCAGCAGCGGGAGCAACGUCAGCAAGGACGGGCGAGAGGCCAAGGUCAAGGAGCUAGCGGGGUUCCUGAAGUAUCCGUUCAUGGAUCCGAGGUUUCUUGAGACGGAGGUCGCCUCAGCCCCCGAGAUGCAAACCCCCGUGUGCCAGUUGCACCUUCAGGAGGCGCGCACGUUUUGGCAAGGGUCGGAACAGGAGCGCGAGCAGAUGCGCGCGCAGAAUCCCACCUGCCGUUUACGUCCGAGGGAAGGAUGCCCGGAGUCCGCUCGCGUCAGCAAAUCUGAGAAGGGGGAGUGGGUGGUAGACGUCAGGUUCCCUGUUGAAGAGGUGACAGGUUUUAAGGUUGAGCAAGUAGUCGAGAAGAACGUCAAAAUACGGCCUGAUCUGUCUUGCUGCGUUCAAUUGAUCCGUAAGGCGCCCGACGAGAAGAAGAGAGCGGACGACGGCCGCGUGGGUGUGUUCGUGGGUCUGGUAGGUCCGGCUCGAAGAGACGGUGCUGCUGUAUCUGCAAGAUGGAGAGUUGGUUUUCGAAAUCAGGAAACGGGACGGUACGAGCGAAAACUCGAUGGCGGCAGCUGCUCCGAUACAUUUACGCGCGUCUUCGCUGACGAUAUCCUUUGUUUGGGGGUGAAGGACAUUGGUAUCGAGUGGAGGAACUUCUGCCUUAGGGAAGGCCCGUUCCUUGUUGACGGCAACCUGUACGUCCGGGCUGCCUUUGAAAAGCUAGUAAUAGACCGUGCAGGAUAA